Molecule: messenger RNA, 903 nt
Organism: Phytophthora infestans T30-4
Lineage: Eukaryota; Oomycota; Peronosporomycetes; Peronosporales; Peronosporaceae
Exons: 4
Coding region: 1-903 (300 amino acids)
Source: RefSeq, a predicted model, not a curated record
AUGCCUAACAUUCGAGGGGCUGCAGGAUCUACGACCAACAUGCCCGGCUUGAUCAUCGGUUGCGUGUUGGUGGCGUUAGUCGUCCUAGGUUUCCUUCAGCAGCACAUGCAUAAGCGCCAGCGGCGAACAAGAUACCAUCCUUCCCUCCAACCCCAACAGUCAACCACCGGGGUGCUUGAACAGCUUGGAAAGCGCAAAGAGGACCUCCGACGAUAUAUCGACAAGCUCAAAGAGCAGCUUGCCGUUCGAGAAGAUCAACUUCGUUAUCAUGACGAACUCGAAGAGAUCGUGACGUCCCGAGUGGAAAUUAGUCGUCGUGACGAAGAGGAAUGGGCUAGACUCAUGAAGGCAGGCAAGAAGGUUCACGGAGACAAGUGGCAUACCUCCAACGCGGAGGAACCUUCACUCAGGGAGCUGAUGGAGUUGCACAAGGAAGAGCUGCUUGAGUACAAACGCUCCCUCCAAAACCAGCCUGAAUCGAGUCGUCGACCGUCAAGUUCUCGAGAGCGGAAACCUGCACGAAGUUCGUCUAAAACUAGCCUUCCGCUGCUAAAGCUGCAACCAGUUGCUCCGCUCCCCGGUGCAAAGUUAAAACCUAAUGAGCCAGAGUUGAUACCAUCUCAGUGGCAAUCCACUCGAGGCAAGGCGGGUGCACAGCUUUCGGCGGCGGUUCCUGCCCAGUUUGAUACUACUAGUAGUAUCCAGGAAGAUGAAUCGAAUGCAUCGUCACCACAGAAUGUUGUCCCACCUCUUGAUUUCAGCAGGCUUACAGGUAAACCCACCAUCGGUGUAGCUCCUGUAGUUGCACCGGACGAGCCAGCACAACAGCAAAAAAAGAAGAGCUUUGAGGCCACAUUUCAACGGCAGACACGGCUUGCAGCUAUGCUCCGAAAGAAGAAAUAG